This is a messenger RNA of Artibeus jamaicensis (Jamaican fruit-eating bat), 387 nucleotides long. RefSeq names its product fatty acid binding protein 6 (gene FABP6). The transcript is spliced from 4 exons. Gene Ontology annotation, cellular component: cytosol; nucleus. Gene Ontology annotation, biological process: fatty acid transport. Gene Ontology annotation, molecular function: fatty acid binding. The coding region runs from base 1 to 387 and encodes 128 amino acids. The record is from RefSeq and is a predicted model, not a curated record. NCBI's taxonomy places the organism in Eukaryota, Metazoa, Chordata, Mammalia, Chiroptera, Phyllostomidae.
AUGGCCUUCAACGGCAAGUACGAGUUCGAGAGCGAGAAGAAUUAUGACGAGUUCAUGAAGCGCCUUGGGCUGCCCAGCGAUGCAAUUGAAAAGGGCCGUAACUUCAAGAUCAUCACAGAGGUCCAGCAGGACGGGCAGAACUUCACCUGGUCCCAGCACUACCCAGGAGGCCACUCCAUGACCAAUAAGUUCACCAUAGACAAGGAGUGCGACAUGGAGACCAUGGGAGGCAAGAAGUUCAAGGCCACGGUGCGCAUGGAGGGCGGGAAGCUGGUGGUGGAUUUCCCCAACUACCACCAGACUUCAGAGAUCGUGGGCAACAAGCUGGUGGAGAUCUCCACCAUCGGAGGUGUGACCUAUGAGCGUGUAUAUAAGAGGCUGGCCUAA